This is a messenger RNA of Oryzias latipes (Japanese medaka), 2772 nucleotides long. Its product is annotated as zinc finger, CCHC domain containing 7. Gene Ontology annotation, molecular function: RNA binding; zinc ion binding. Lineage: Eukaryota; Metazoa; Chordata; Actinopteri; Beloniformes; Adrianichthyidae. The record is from RefSeq and is a predicted model, not a curated record. Gene Ontology annotation, biological process: nuclear mRNA surveillance of mRNA 3'-end processing; nuclear polyadenylation-dependent rRNA catabolic process; nuclear polyadenylation-dependent snoRNA catabolic process. Gene Ontology annotation, cellular component: TRAMP complex.
AACACUAACACCGUUAUCUUUGAGCAGGAGUUCUGCAGUCCAGUGUUUUUGUUUCCUUUCAUGUUAGUUUAGGCUUGUAGUUCCUUAUUGUUUACAUCCGACCGGCUCCCUGAACACGUGUGUGACACGGGAAUGCUAACCAGGUUGAGCCAAAUGACUCGAUGGAAGUCUGUUUUUGCUCCUCACAUCCCCGGAUCAACAGGUGUGCUGGUGAGGCGUGUUUAUGUGUCUACACACCUUCAGCAGGCUUUGGGGAAAUGUUCAGUGCCCAGCAGAACCGGGAGGAGUUGGAGGAUGAGCUAUAUCGAGAUGAUGGAGAAGACUCGGAAGGGUCCGAGUGCAACAGUGAGUUGGAGUUUCACCUCUACAGUCAGCUCCACUACUCCUCUAAUCCUGGAGAGAUGGCUGACCUGGACGAUGCAGAGGAAGAGGAGGAACAUGAGAGAAAGCGGGACACUGACACCAAACCCUCCUCACCUGCUUGCGACACUCUCCAGCUACACCUCAAGAAAAAGAAUACAGAGAAACCAAAGAAGAGGAAGACUCAGCCCCAAGGCUCAAAGUUAACGUCGUCGUUUUUUGAGGAAGUUAUAGUGAUCGACUCAGGCCCUGAUGUCAUUACCAUCUCUGAUGACUCUGCUGAGGAUUUUGAUGGAGUCUGUUCCUCGAAAGGCGGAGCUUUACCCAAACAACAGACUUCCACUCCAGCACAACAGCAAACCAAGACGAGGAGCAGAAGUCCUGCCGUGCCAGUGGCCGUAUUGUGCAGCAGUUCAGAGUCCGAAACCACAUCGGAUUCCUCCGAUUCAUCAGAUUCUGAGGAUCUGGAGAACUGGAUGAUUCUGGGUCAAGGAAAGCGGGACGAGGACCAGUCCAUCUCGCUUCACCUUGAAGGGGCUUCUGACAGCAGCACAGAUAUUGAUGAAGAUGGCAGCUGGUUGGUGUCUGAGAAAGACAAGGAGGCUCAGAUCUACAACAAAGAAAAAAGCUCCAGGACAACCAGACAGUUUUUGCAAAACAGAUACUACACAGGGAAGAACAUCCACUGCAAAAACUGCAACAAGACUGGACAUCUAUCCAAGAACUGCCCUGAGCCAAAAAAGUUGGUACCCUGCUUUCUUUGUGGUGCCCCGGGUCACCUGGUGAUUGAGUGUCCCAAUAAGCACUGCAACAACUGCGGACACCCUGGACACCUGUUCAACUCCUGCAGCGAAAAACCCUACUGGUACAAGCAAUGCCACCGCUGCAGCAUGAAGGGGCACUUUCUUGAUGCAUGUCCAGAGAUCUGGAGGCAGUACCAUUUUACAACUGAAAAUGGCCCCCCAGUAAAGAAGCAAGCGGAAGAUAUGGGUCGGUCUCCUGCUUACUGCUACAACUGCUCCAAGAAGGGACACUUUGGCUACGCCUGUACAAAACAGAGAAUGUUUAAGGGGGUUUUUCCCACCAUCCCAUUCGUCAACCAUUACGACACAUUGAAGGAAAUUAACCGCAGGCAACACAGGAUAAAACUAAAAACUCAAGAAAUGCGGAAAAACAGCAGCUUCCCCAGACCUUCUCAGACUCCUUCCACCCUCACAGCACCUAAAAAGAAACCGAAAAUCAACACCCAGACGAACAAUACGCCUUACCAAACCCCAAAGCCAAUCCACAAGUCCAAUCCUAACCAUAUAUUUUUUAAGGAUGAAGAGCUCAGAGAUGAAACACCCACAACAAAAAAGUUCAGGGAUGGGGGUGGCAGUGCUAAACAGUGGAAGCCCAAGAGACCUGUGCCCUCCUCCAGAAACCCACUACCACCUGCUAAACCCGUUUUAGAUGAAGAAGAUGACUUUCCGAGAGGAGGAAGGCCAAAAAAGGAUGCAGAGGAGAGAAGGAAGAUGAAAAAGAAAAAUAAGAUGAAGCGGAUUCACUCAUCUCUGACAGAGGGACAUCAAGGAAAGCGACGCGACUGUCCUAGGUGGACCGUGGGAGAGAACAGAUGGAGGCCGCCAUCAACAAAACCAAAAGCAGAGCAAAAGAAAAACGGGAAAAAAUUUUCCCAGAAAAAACUGAACACACAGUACCCAACAGAUGAAGACCUGUUUAGCAUCAAGCAGCGCAAACGCAGCAGAUAGCAUCAGUGGGGUGCCCACAAGGGCCGUUUUCAUCCCACACUCAGUGUUGUCACUCAGGUUUCAGCAGAAGAGCUGUAGUCAACAUUAGGCUUUUAGAGCCUUUUCCCACAAAUUCACACGGUGAUUCAUGCCUAGAUCACACUAGCAGGAACAGAACUGGAAGCUUUUUGUAGUAUUGAAAUGCAAAUAGACGUAAUUUAGCUUCAGAUGAUGUUUUUGUCAUUUUUACAGUGGAAACAUUUUCUGUGAAGACAAUGUGCAUUAGUGGCUGGCAAAGAGAAACGUCAAACAGCUUAAGUCGACAUUGUGUUCUGAUGAAAAGUUUCUUAGUGGUUUGUUCUUUGUUCAAAUUUAACCCAUAAUAUUUUUUAAAACAGGUCUUGAGCUGUACGACAAAGAAACACCUUUGCUACUGUUACAAGAACAGGAUAGUAAAUCUUUUUAAAAAGCUUUUGGUAAUGUCAUUUUGAUGGAAAGAAAGUCUUCUUUAUCUAAAUUCAUUGUAAGUCAUCUUAAUGAGUAAUUACAGAAUAAAUAUGCAUAUUACUGGAGAUGUUUGUGAUGCUGAUUAACAGUUACAAAAGGAGUUUUAGUUAGCAUGUGCCACUGACAGUUGACAUGAUUUCUUCUUUGUAUUCAAAAAAUAAAUUCUAAAAUCUUG